Molecule: messenger RNA, 461 nt
Organism: Drosophila navojoa
Lineage: Eukaryota; Metazoa; Arthropoda; Insecta; Diptera; Drosophilidae
Gene: REPTOR-BP
Product: REPTOR-binding partner
Biological process (GO): regulation of DNA-templated transcription
Cellular component (GO): nucleus
Molecular function (GO): DNA-binding transcription factor activity
Source: RefSeq, a predicted model, not a curated record
GAUUUUAGUGCCAUAGAAAAAGUUAUAAAAAUAUUACUAAGCCUUUUAAGAAUUUUCAAAUCAAGCAAAAUGGAUUGUGACAGCAUGCAAAUGGCUAUCACGGAGGAACAUCAUUCAACCGAACGCAAGGAAUGUGGACGAAGAGGACGUAAGCCAGGCAGGAAAACUUCGUCCGAAAAAGUAGAUGUAAAAGCAAAACUCGAGCGAAGCAGACAAAGCGCACGAGAAUGCCGCGCUCGAAAAAAACUUCGGUAUCAGUAUUUGGAGGAGCUAGUUGCAGAUCGUGAAAAGGCAGUUAUAGCUUUGCGUGCUGAACUGGAGCGAUUCAUGCAAUGCGAUAGACGACUAGACGAAGUGGCAUCUCCCAAUGAUAUCGAUCAGUUACUUAAAGACAUUGGCAUUCUAAAACAAGAAACAUUUACAUAAGCUACUCAAAAAAUAUAUAUAUCCUUAUUUCUUAA